CGGGCACCCAGUGACCUCAGCACCCGCCAACCAUGGAUCCGGUUCCUUCCACCGACGUAUGGCCCGGCUUGCGAGAUCCAAUACUCACUACUUGCCCUGCCACCUUCUUGCUUUCUUCAGUCCGGCCGCUGAUCAGACGGCGAAUUGACUGCCGGUGUUGCACUUGAACGGUGUGGUGGCUCCAAUGUGUUCGCCGUGAACGAUCAUCCCGUCUCCUGGUCUCCCACUGUCGUCACUCCUUUGUCCCUGGCCGCUUGCCGCUUGCCGCCCAACAACGAACAGCUUCGCGGCGUCGCCAACCGCCCCCGAAACUCGAAGGUCGAAACAGCAGGGCGCACUGGAAUGCCUUCUGACUAGACGACAUUAAUAACGACACAAUGGCCGAGUACGCAUUCGUACACACGGGUGCGCCAUGGGUCCAGCACGGCUCCGGCAGCAUGACACCCUCGCGCCUGCGGUCGCUGAGCCCCAUGCCCGCGAAAAAGGAGGUCACCAGGUCCAUCUCGACGCCACAUCUCGCCAAAGCCGCCAGUGAGAGCGACGGCAUGAACACGAUCCCCGACCCUCGCACCCCCACGCCGCAACCCCCAGUCUCGCGCCACAACUCGACGGACUCGCACCCAGACCUCAGCCAGGAAGUCUCGACGCUCAGCACCAAGCUCAUCAACGCGAUCAACCACUCGACGAUGCUCGACGACUCGCUGCAGCAGACGCGCCAUGAGCUGGAAGCGGCGAAGAAGCGCCUCGAGCAGCUGGAGGUGCAGGUGAGGAACCACGAGCAGAAAGUCGCAAAAGGGCUGCUGGUCGAAAAGGUCGUCUACGAGAAGAUGGAGCGCCAGAUGUCGACAGAGCUGCAGGAAGAACGCAAGCGCCGCGCAGAGGCCGAGAGGCUGAAGCGCAACACAGACAGCGAGGUGGAGCAGCUGACAGCAGCGCUGUUCGAGGAAGCCAAUGUGAUGGUCGCGGCAGCUCGCAAGGAGACUGAAGCUUCUGACAAGCGCGGCGAGCAGCUGAAGCAGCAGCUCAGCGACGCCGAAGUGCUGCAGCACUCACUGCAGGAGCAACUGCACGACCUGAAGGGCGUCAUGGAGAAGAUGAGCUCACACAGCGGCGACGACGAAAGCAACAUCCUCGGGACUACAACGGCACCUUCGACGCCUGGCAUCACUCCUGCCGACAAGAUGACGAAGCUGCUUGAAGCCACCAACCUGACGCCUAACACGCCAGGCUCUGAGGAGUUUACCCCUGAUCACCCGCUGCACUUUUCACACCUCAUCCACCCCGUCCUGCGGUCUGACUUGACGGCUUUUGACGAGUUCCAAGCCAUGCUCCGGACGGUCCCUCGCUCUGCGUCGUCGAGCCGUGUGUCGAGCGGCAACUACAGCAGUCUGAAUGUGCUGGGCCUGGGUUCACUGACAAACAGCUCGACAACGUCGCUACCGUCCUCGAUCAAACCUCCCAUGCACGGCAACAACUCGCCCCGAGAUGCGGUAGCCGGCCAAACCUUGACGAACCUAAAGGACGAGAAGUUCUACAAGCGCGCGCUGGCCGAGGACAUUGAGCCUACACUGCGACUGGACAUGGCGCCAGGUCUUUCGUGGAUGGCGCGCCGCACAGUGGUCAGCAGCAUUACAGCGGGCUCACUCGUAGUGGAGCCGAACCCAGCGACCAACUCGAGGUUUCGCGCGCCGGUGCUGCCCUGCUCGCUGUGUGGGGAGACGCGCACGGACGAGAAAUACGCCAGGAAGUACCGGUUCAAGACGGCAGACAACGAAGACUCGCAGAGAUACCCUCUGUGCGACUGGUGCCUCGGACGGGUGCGCGCAACGUGCGACUUUAUUGGGUUCCUGCGGAUGAUUGCGGCAGGGCACUGGCGGGCGGAGACGGACGCGGAGAAGAAGAAUGCGUGGGAGGAAAGCGUGCGGCUGCGCGAGCGCAUGUUCUGGAACCGCAUCGGCGGUGGCGUGGUGCCGGCGUUUGUCCCGAUGCGCGACAGCCCACGCAGUGCGACAUUUGCCAGCAGCGACAAGGCGCGGCGCAGCGAGGAGUCGACGCAGUCGCUGGAGAUGGCCGCGGACGGGCCGCGGAGCGAAGACGACCCGUUCCAGGCCGCGGGCGGCGACAGGCAGAAGCGCGUGUCGAUUGGCAACACGGUCCUCUCGCCGGAGAUGCAGGAGAUGCUCACCGAAGACGAGGAGAUGCACAUGGAGCUCAUGGUGCAGACACAGCUGCAGGCCGAGGCGCGCAGAUCGCUCGAAACCACGCCCGCGACGGGCAAGGUUACACUGCAGCGGUCGCAGUCGCAUUCGAACCCGCCGGCCACGCCGCCGCGCAAGAAGGAAGAGCGCCUGAGUCUGAAGAUCCCCGGGGGGUUUGAGUGAUUUGUCCAUGCUGUUUUGACGCAUUUGUUGUCUAGCAUUUCUACGGGCGCGCGAAACGAAACGCCGUCUUUUUGUCUUUUUUUUUUUUU
Molecule: messenger RNA, 2470 nt
Organism: Didymella exigua CBS 183.55
Lineage: Eukaryota; Fungi; Ascomycota; Dothideomycetes; Pleosporales; Didymellaceae
Exons: 3
Coding region: 378-2381 (667 amino acids)
Biological process (GO): exocytosis
Cellular component (GO): Golgi to plasma membrane transport vesicle; cell tip
Molecular function (GO): guanyl-nucleotide exchange factor activity
Source: RefSeq, a predicted model, not a curated record